Amoebophrya sp. A120 is the source of this 997-nucleotide messenger RNA. NCBI's taxonomy places the organism in Eukaryota, Dinophyceae, Syndiniales, Amoebophryaceae. The record is from the annotation of a GenBank genome assembly.
AAUUUUUUCAAUCAGGUGCUGAUCUCUACUCACAAGAACAUCAUGUCGCACAACACAACUCUCCUCCUUCCCAAGUCGCAAGAACCCGGUCGGAGGAUUACGAGAAAGCAAAAUUGGCCGGGAACCGGCGGGCACUGCUUUCCUCCUCGGGAACAGCUACGCUAGGAUCGUUGGAGUACCGAGGGGGAGGAGCAGCAGCUGUGGAAAUGCAGUCCGAGUCGUCGAAAAAAACGUCUGUUGUAAUAUCGUCGUGGCACGGAUCCUCCGCCUCCUCCUCGUCGGCGAAUGCUGUUGCACAUCUUUUAUCAAAUCCAAAAGUGUCUGGGUCUGGAAACUUGUGAUGCUAAAAUGUGCAUGAUGAAAACACUUCCGAAUGCAGUCCGGCAUGACAACUUCCCAAAACGCUUUCUCGUAAGUAGGCAAUCCGCAUGAGAAACUGCGUUUUUACAUGACAAAAGAGGCUGCGACUUUUGUUGGUUAUGCAAUACAGAUUUUCUAGGUAUGGAAAGCUAGCAUUACAUCAAGUUCCAACCUUUCAGACCCAGACAUUUUUGCAUUUCAUAUCGUUCUUCCCCCUACCAUGCCCAGACGGAUUCGUUUCUCCCUCUUCUCCAUGAAGACGAAGAAGAUACUUUCCCCGAUGGCGACUUGGAACGAAACGGACGGCAAUUAUCGGAGCAGACGCAGUAUGCACUGCAAAAGUAUAGUACAAGUUAUAAUCGCAGUCCAAGCAUUACAAAUUUCUUUUGUAAAAAGGCGCAUCCGCAUUACAGAUUCCAUUUCUUAUUCUGAGCACAGUUCUGCUCAUGCAAUUAGUAUUAGCACGAUACUUUUGCAAUCCAUAGGCAGCAGUCCGCGGGCUCCGGGUCCGGCGCAUCAGAGCAAUCUUCGUUGUCUAGCAUGAAGGUAGAGCCCGGAUUCUCCGACACAAGCAAGAACCAGUGCCUGCUCAGCUGCGCCACAAGCGUUUUGUCCUCCUGCAUUCUCGACGAGAAAG